AUGACAUCUCCGGUGUGUGUUCUCUAUCUCACAUGUCUGUUUGUCGGAAAAAUGGCUCAGCUGACUGAUCUGAAAUCCUCCUCAUCUGCUCAUCAUGACAGUGGUUUUAUAUCACGUAAUGUUGGUGAGAGCGUAACUUUGCAAUGUAUCUAUGAAGGUGAGCUUGUUGCAGCACUUUACUGGUAUAAACAAACUCUAGGACAGAAACUAAAGAAAAUCUCCACCUUCCAUAAGUUAAAAAAAAGUACCACUUUUUAUGAUGAAUUCAACAAUUCACGCUUUACAUUGGAUACUGAAAAUGGGAAAAAUCACUUGGUGAUUUCAGAUUUACGUAUUUCAGACUCAGCUACUUACCUCUGUGCAAGUAGCUUUACAUAUGAUUUAGAAUUUAAGGAGGGAAUAAUUGUCAAUGUAAAGGGUUCAGGUUUAAACAUCCAAGCUUUGGUGCAUCAGUCGGCAUCUGAGAGCAUCCAGCCAGGAGGCUCUGUGACUCUGAACUGUACAGUACACACUGGGACCUGUGAUGAUGGAGAACACAGUGUUUACUGGUUCAAAAACUCUGAAGAAUCUCAUCCAGGACUCAUUUACACACAUGGAGGCAGGAAUGAUCAGUGUGAGAGGAACACCAACAUACAAACACACACCUGUGUCUACAACUUACCGAUGAAGAGUCUGAAUCUUUCUCAUGCUGGGACCUACUACUGUGCUGUUGCCUCAUGUGGACACAUACUGUUUGGAAAUGGGACCAAGUUGGAUGUUUGCAACUCUCUUGUCUUGGUGUAUUUCUUGAGUGGAGCUUUGGCGUUCACCACCAUCCUCAGUGUUUUACUGGCUUUCUCAAUGUACAAGAUGAACAAGAGCAACAGUGGCCGAUUUACAGAGGGUUACAAAGACACAGACAAGCUGUAUUAUGCUGCUGUAAGUAAGAGCCUGACCAACAGACGAAGACAGAAGGACCAAACCUGGAGUGAAUGUGUGUACUACAGCGUAAAGCAGUAG
Scomber japonicus (chub mackerel) is the source of this 999-nucleotide messenger RNA. RefSeq lists its product as uncharacterized. The record is from RefSeq and is a predicted model, not a curated record. The transcript is spliced from 4 exons. Gene Ontology annotation, biological process: response to bacterium. The coding region runs from base 1 to 999 and encodes 332 amino acids. NCBI's taxonomy places the organism in Eukaryota, Metazoa, Chordata, Actinopteri, Scombriformes, Scombridae.